GACACCAGCCCACGCCUGGACCCUCUCCUCUGCCCAGACUUGCUGGGGACCGGCUGGGGGAUGUGACCAGCUCUUGUCUCUCUUUGUAGCCUGGAGAAAGUUUCUGCUUCCCCAUCAUCCAGACGUGGUGACCCUGGAUCCAAACUCGGCUCAUCCUGAACUUGUCCUGUCAGCGGAUGGGAGAAGUGUGAGAAGGGGAAGAGCACGGCAGGACCUGCCCGACACCCCUGAGAGAUUUGACACUCGAAGGUUUUCGAACAUCAGUGUUGAAAAUACGGAACCUCAGCUCAUUGCAUGGGGGAAGGAGACUGAAGUCACUCGCACAGGCAGGAAUUCUGCACCUGAAACUACACAAAGGUUGGAUUUACUGGGCAGCCUGGUGCCUCCCGCAGCUCGUGCCCGUCCGCUCCGCAUGCAGAUGUGGCUCCCCGCGAGCCCCGGGGGCCUUCUGAGUUAUUUGGUGACUCUCCACGUCCUGCGGCUGGGAUCAGCUGACUUCAGCGUGGUGGGACCAGGCCACUCUCUCCAAGUCACUGUGGGGCAGGACGUCGUGCUGCCAUGUCACUUGUCCCCCAGCAUGGACACUCGGAGCUUGGACAUCAGGUGGAUCCGGCCCCGGUUCUCCAAAACGGUGCACCACUACCGAAAUGGAGAGGACCUGUACAGUGAACAGCUGAGGGAAUAUGUUGGGAGGACAGAGUUGGUCAGGGAUGGUCUCUCCCGUGGACGCCUGGACUUGCGAAUCUCUGGGUUGAGACCCUCUGAUGAUGGUCAGUACGUCUGCACUGUGACAGAUGGUGCCUCUUAUGGAGAAGCUACGGUGAAGCUGGAGGUGGCAGCCACUGGCUCUUGCCCUCAGCUCUCCCUGGAGGCUUACAAGGAUGGAGGCAUGCGGAUGGUGUGUCGAUCGGCCGGCUGGUACCCACAGCCGGAGGUGCUGUGGAAAGAUCCUGAUGGGCAGCAUCUCCCCUCAGUCUCCCAGAGUCAUUCCUCAGAUGCGAGGGGCCUAUUUGGCAUCGAAGGCGUCAUCGUUGUGUCCAAUGGGAACAGACUUGGGAAGUGGUCCUGCGUGGUCAGGAACAGCCGCCUCAACCAGGAGCAGGAGACGUCCCUGCACAUCUCAGCUCCCUUUUUCCACAAUGCCCGUCCCUGGAUGGUUGGUGUGGGUGUGGUCCUCCUGCUUUUAGUGGUGUUCCUUGGCCUCGCUGCUUAUCUGUGGAGAAGGAAAGUGCUGCAGUCCAGAGAGCUGGAGACAACAGUUGCAGGACUGAAGGCCUGGAGAAAGUUUCUGCUUCCCCAUCAUCCAGACGUGGUGACCCUGGAUCCAAACUCGGCUCAUCCUGAACUUGUCCUGUCAGCGGAUGGGAGAAGUGGGCUGGUGACUUUCAUUGAUGCUGACAAUGGGGUCGAGAUCUUCACUUUCCCACCAGCCUCAUUCAAUGCAGAGACCAUCCAUCCCUGGUUUUGGGUGGUGUCGUGA
Grus americana (Whooping crane) is the source of this 1480-nucleotide messenger RNA. RefSeq names its product butyrophilin subfamily 3 member A2-like. Lineage: Eukaryota; Metazoa; Chordata; Aves; Gruiformes; Gruidae. The transcript is spliced from 12 exons. The coding region runs from base 413 to 1480 and encodes 355 amino acids. The record is from RefSeq and is a predicted model, not a curated record.